This is a messenger RNA of Necator americanus (New World hookworm), 957 nucleotides long. RefSeq lists its product as uncharacterized. The transcript is spliced from 2 exons. Gene Ontology annotation, molecular function: structural constituent of cuticle. NCBI's taxonomy places the organism in Eukaryota, Metazoa, Nematoda, Chromadorea, Rhabditida, Ancylostomatidae. Bases 1 to 957 code for a protein of 318 amino acids. The record is from RefSeq and is a predicted model, not a curated record.
AUGGAUUUGGACGCCCGUAUCAAAGCGUAUCGUUUUGUCGCCUAUGCGGCCGUUACCUUCUCGGUGGUGGCGGUCGUUUCAGUGUUCGUCACCCUGCCCAUGGUUUAUAAUUAUGUUCAUCAUGUGAAACGACAGGUUCACAAUGAAGUGAACUUUUGCAAGGGAUCCGCUAAGGAUAUCUGGACGGAAGUUCACUCACUCAAAGACGUUCCCAUGGCGAACAGGACCGCCCGUCAAGCUUACAGUACCGGAGGAGGAGGCGGAGGCGCCGGAGUAGCAGGAGGUGGCGGCGGAGGUAACGGCGGAGGCGGCGGCGGAGGCGGCGGCGGAGGAGGCGGCGGAGGAUGUGACGGUUGCUGCCAGCCUGGACCACCUGGAGCUGGAGGUACACCUGGAAAACCAGGUAGACCAGGAAAACCAGGAGCACCAGGAACGCCUGGAAAUCCCGGAAAGAGCGCUUCAGCUCCGUGUGAACCAGUUACUCCACCUCCAUGCCAACCUUGUCCCGCUGGACCACCUGGACCUCCAGGACCCGCUGGUCCUGCCGGAGGACCUGGACCCGAUGGAAACCCUGGAACACCUGCCGGACCCUCGGCACCUGGACCCCCAGGACCUGCUGGUGCACCUGGAGCACCUGGAAACGACGGACAACCUGGAGCACCUGGAGCACCUGGACAGCCUGGAGCGUCCGAAAUGGGAGGACCAGGAGAACCGGGACCUGCUGGGCCACCUGGACCAGCUGGUCCAGCUGGAAAUGACGGAGCUCCAGGAUCUGGCGGCGCUGGUGGACCAGGACCUAAGGGACCUCCUGGACCAGCAGGAAAUCCCGGAUCUGAUGGAAAUCCUGGAUCACCAGGACCCCCUGGACAACCUGGAGGUGCUGGAGAGAAGGGUAUCUGCCCGAAAUACUGUGCUAUUGAUGGUGGAGUAUUCUUCGAAGACGGAACACGACGUUAA